AUGGGCGUCAGAAUUGCUACCCAGCAGGACAUCCCCGCCCUCAAGGAAAUCAUCCUCAAGGGCUUGUCAGAAGAUUCCGUCUUCAAGUACUGCUUCCCCUCAACGCGCUCAGAAACAGCGUCAAAUCACGUCGAGACAGUCCUCAAGAGAAUCAUCGACCCAGAAAACGCCAGCUGGUUGUGUUUUGUCGUUGAUGCUCCCAAGACUCACGACCCUGUUUCCUUGGCCAUCUGCCAAACCAUCCACCAGAAUGCCGAUGGGCAAAAGGGCGUUGCCGAGCAGGCUGAGCAAGUCUUUGGCCUGGAUGCAGACGACAACCAGACAAAGACAAUAAAACGUCUCUCUGCCCUUCAACAAGGCAUCACAGAGACGCAGCAAAAGUACCUCGUUCGUCACACCGAGGUCAUCUUCCUCCAUGCCGUCAUCACGCAUCCGCACUGGAUUCGCCAAGGUUUCGCCAAGACGCUCUCCAAGCAAACCCUGCAAGUUGCCCGCCAAAAGGGCGCCGUAGUAGUCGCCCUCGCUAGCCCCUUCACAGGCUACGUCUUCUACUCCGGCACCAGCUUCGCCAACUGCGGCCGCACAAAGGUAGAGACGGACAACGACAUUGAGAACCUCGAGCUCCAGAUCAUGGUCUGCACUCCCCCCAAGCCCCUCGAGCAGCGACGCAGCUCCAUCAUGGACUACCUGGGUGGAAAGAAAAUGUCACCCGCUGGUAGCAGACGCGAGUCAUACGAUCAAGACGCUGCUGCUGCCGGCGCCCAAGAGCAUAGGCGGAGCUCGUUCCUUGACAUGUUUGGUUUUGGCCCCAAGACACCCACCACCGUCGACAAUGAUACCCGCAGAAAGUCUCACGCUUAG
Fusarium pseudograminearum CS3096 is the source of this 861-nucleotide messenger RNA. RefSeq lists its product as uncharacterized. The record is from RefSeq and is a predicted model, not a curated record. The coding region runs from base 1 to 861 and encodes 286 amino acids. Lineage: Eukaryota; Fungi; Ascomycota; Sordariomycetes; Hypocreales; Nectriaceae. The transcript has 2 exons.